AUGCCGCUCCGUGAGGACAGGACAGAGUGGAGGGAGACAGCAGAGGGAGGAAGACAGGGAAACAAUCUUACCACAGCGACGGCUAGGGGACAGAAGGGUGGGCAGAGCACGGCGCAGCGCGGCACGCUCACCCUCCAGGACUCUGACUGCGCCAGAGUAAGACCCCAGGUUAUAACCAGCAGCCCGCAACUACCCGCGGCCCCCACCCUGCAGUCUCGCUGCGGCCGCCCGCACCUCACCCCAGGCGGCUCUCGCCGGCCCGCAGCGCACCGGCCGCGGCCGCCCCCGCCAACCACGCCUCCAGGACGGCUGUUCCUCCUCCGUCGGGCGUUCCAAGACGUCACCCCGAGUGUCACCGUCACUCCCGCAAGCACCUCACAGUUCUGUAACUUUCGCGGCUAUGCCAGCUGCAGACUGAAAGCCUCGUUCUGCUCUGCGGCCUCGUUCUGCUCUGUGGCCAACCGAUUCCCAAAGCCAGAACUGCCCGAAGGCCCCGGGCCACCGAGCAGAGCCCGGCUUCCCAGAGCUGAAUCCAUCACCGGCCGCGGCGCUUCGCGCUCCCCCGGCCACGUCGGACCUGGGGCCCAGCGCCUCCUGCGCCCCGGGCGCCCGCGGAACCGCGACUCGGCUCGUUCUUCAUCCUUUCACUGUCUUUCCCUGGGAACACCAAGAGCUGUGCUCGUUCAUGGCAGUACUUUGCACAGCAAAAGAGACUGCAGGUGUGAGCAAGUGAAGGACCUUGAGAUGAAGAGUGUCCUGGAGUCCCUGGUUGGACCCAGUGUGACCCUGAGGCCUCUUGUAGGAGAAGUGGUCGAAGUGAUUUGUUUCCGCGGCGUAGUAAGCGCUGCAGAGGAGAGCGCGGGUUUGGGGGUGGACCUCACCCUUGCAGUGCGGAGUUCACUUCUAGCCGCCCACCAGGCAGGCAAAGCUGUUGGUGACGGUGACGGUCGAGGCGAACCGACCUCUGGAGUUGGACCACACGGCCAGAAGCCGCCCUGCCACCGCGCUCAGUCUGCGCCCAAGGGGAGAGAAAUCUAUGUUCGUCGAGGGCCAGCCCGGGCCGCAGAAGGCAAGCGGCCUCUCCCAUGUCCAGAAGCAGUUGCGGCACCAGACGUACCUCUGAGUACCCGAUUCUGGUGCCCACAGGAGAGGGGGAGCCCCCUACGAAGGUGGCCUGAGAGGGCGGCCUGGCCGAGCGCUGGGGUGUGCAGACGCCGCCAACAGCCUCCCGGUCCCAGCCAGGAUGCAGCCCGGCCGGGACGAGUGCUCUGCAGAGAUCCCGCUCCAGCUCCAGCUCCGCCGAGCCUCCCUGUUCAACGGCCGAUCGAGGGCUUCGCUCUGGCGCUCGAUCCCCGCAACUUUUCUCCCAGCGGAGGUUGCUCCGCCGGCGAGGUGACGCUGGCCCCCAGGAGCUCUCCAGGAAAAACGCAGGCGGGAGAAAGCGCGGACUUGGUCAGGGAACCGGAUCUCCUCGCCCUGCAGGGCGCGCUCGCCCCGGCGCGAGCACUCGAGCGCAUGCAGAGAUGCAUUCUGGCUUCUGCAGUUCUACAGCUUUCAGGAUCCAGAACUUCCUUCUUCCUCUCCCCUCCCGACGCUCGCGGCCUGCUCCCGCCUCCUCCCACCCCCUCCGUCCCCUCCACACCACACACGCGCGCACGCACACACACUUGUAUUUUGUGCUGUCGUAAAACCCACGUGUCCAACCCGGAGGCUGCCAGAGCGCAGCGGAGGAGCCGGGACGCGGCGGCUCCAAGCGCCGCAGCCACCGAGGCUCCGCGCGCCCAGUCCCUGCGCCCAGUCCCCUGCGCCCGCGCUCCCGCGUCCUGCGCUCGCGUCCCCAGAGGUCUGGGCCGCCGCUCCCCGAGACGCACCACCCUGCCGCCGGGGCAUGUAGCCGCCCGGACGCACCCUGCCCGCUCGCUCGCCAACACGCACACACACACGCACGCGCCAGCGCCUCGGAGUUUGCAG
This is a messenger RNA of Chinchilla lanigera (long-tailed chinchilla), 1971 nucleotides long. RefSeq names its product nascent polypeptide-associated complex subunit alpha, muscle-specific form-like. Lineage: Eukaryota; Metazoa; Chordata; Mammalia; Rodentia; Chinchillidae. The record is from RefSeq and is a predicted model, not a curated record.